AUGUCUUUUACCUUACUGGCCAGAAGUAAGGCCUUUCGGCAUUUUGCAUUUGGAGUGCUGAGCAGGGAAUGGAGUUAUUCGUAUGAUGUUGACAGAUCACAAGGAAGAGCCUAUCUCAUUGACGGCGAUCUGUUUUAUUCGCCAAAUAGUCGAAGAGCUAUAGACGUCCCCCCUCAGGUCACGAAGCAGGGCGGCGUCGUUAACCCUUUUCUUCAAUUUCGACGAUAUCCUCGAUUAUCUGCCCUUCAAUUGCCUCGAUGGUGGACCCCACAUUUCGGUUGGAUGGCUUUCAUACCUCUGAAAUUCAGUUUUAGCUGUGUGCCGUUUGAUAGGCUAUGCUUCAUACCGACCCAAGUCACAGAUACGAAAGAUCUGUUUGCGCUUGAUGCUGUCACUGCACAAUCUUGGUACCAUCUUCAGUACUUUCUGCACGAUGUCGCGGUGUUACUGAAUCUGCGCUACAAAGUCGCUCUCAUUACGCCACAUUUACCUUCUGCCUAUGAUUUCACGAAACCCUUUCGAUCGAACUCAGCUGGUCGUCGAAGAUUGGCUGAAGCUCGAGACUGGUUCAUUGUGUGGAUGACCAUUGUAUCCUAUUUGAUGGCUGUAGGAGCCGCUCCAAAGAGACAGUCCAAAUACAAUGGAUUUGGCAACAUACCGGGAUGGUAUCAGAUCCUCACCGAUGAUGGAUAUGACCAAAUAUGGUUGAAUGGGCUUCGCUCGUCGUGGUUAUAUCAAUUUGAUACUCAAAUACCACGUGCGGGCACAAUUAUCGUUUUACUGGACGGAUGUUCCAGUCGGCCUACAGUCUCGUGGUUCUGUGACCACAAUAUAGCGGUGUGGUAUCGAUGGACCAAAGUGGAGGUCAAAGCGGCGAAAGAUCGCAAAGAAAUCGAAGCCUUAGCGCCUCUUCCACAUCAAAUACAAGAAGUGUUAACUUUGUUACACAAAAAGCCGACAUGCCGGGAGGAAAGAUCCCUCUGCGUCUACUUAACUCGACUAUUAAACUCGGCCACUGCGUCGGAAAAUACUUUGUGGAGUUCAACAACAAUUUCAGCUAAUGGCAGCCUGCUCGGAGAAGGUGCGACCUCGAUGUCUGCAGACCUCAAUUCUUCUACCAAGGUCCCAUUGCACAUUUCUUUGCCACAAAAGCUCAGUGCUUUUUUUGCGUUGCGGGAGGCGAACCACGCAUCAAUGUUAUCUACUGAGACCGACGCACAUCGAUUUGUUCGAUUGCAAAGCCAGUCAAAUCAUCCAGUUGUCGGCGCGAAAGUAUUCGUUUGGGAGGAAGACGAGCAUGGAGAAUGGAUUCGCAAUGACGUUCCAAAACGUGCAAAGGUUGAUGCGUUAAAUAUGUUCACUGAUUCUCAGAAGUUGUACGACUCUUGGGAAAACGAAUGGGAUUGCUGCGAUGAAAUGGGACGUAUUGAUCACUAUGACAACGAUUUAAACGACAACUUUGAAGACGAGCUAACGUACUCCAGUGACUUUCCUGUCAGCUCGGAGCGAUAUGAAGAAAAUGAACCUUUUGACGAUGCCAACAUCGAUAACACUACUUUUCUUGAAAUGCCUAGAAGUCCGUCGCCUCCACCUUUGGUUGUCGAUGAGUACGAAGUGAAUAGUCGACAUCCGUUAGAGACACUGGAGGCGUUGUACUUCUUCCACGGCUUUGUUCAACCGCUUCCAAUCGCUGCAUCGCAAUCUCUGGAAUUAGACACGACUGAAAAGAAAAAAAUGUUGAGAGCCUUAGGUUUAACAUCAUCUGAUGAUCCCAUAUUCUCCACGUCCGCAGGUUCCAAAGCAUUGGACUUUGUCAAGAAAUUGGCAACUGGCAAAGGCAAACCCGCAUUUGAUGAAUGGGAUCUUCUGAGCGGAAACCGCAUAGCUUUAGAAGGCAAUCACCGCAUUCGACAUAUCAAACGAUUGGGGAAUGGCAUAGACUACGAUGCAUAUGUACGAGAGAGGUCUGAACUACUGAAUUCUUCUCGUGGCCGUGCUGCAUUGUUGCGUGGUGGUAUCGUGUGGCGACUCGCAAUGGAAACAAUGAGUAUCGAUUAUGCUCUACAAGGCCCUUCAAUCAGUGCAUCUGUCGAAAGAUGUGGCUUGUACGUUGCCGCGGGUGAUCAAAUCUUGUGCGACGACGAUCUCUCACAAGACGAGUUGGACAUGUUAUGUGGAGUGUAUCAUUGCGAAACAACAACGAAAAAUCAGUUUGCACUGAAAUCAUGGUGGCCUUUGACGUCAACGUACGAACAAUUGAAAUGUGGUGAAAACUAUGGGCGAUGGACUGAAUACAACGAGGUGGAAUAUCAGAAGAGGCUUAACGAAAUCAGCCAAGGAGCACAACCUUUAGCAGCAGGAGUUUGGAGAGAUCAUCUCAGGGGUCAUAACUGGACGAGACAGCUGAAACAAAAAGCAUCCAAAUACUCAACUGAGUUCUUCGACUCGAUAAAUUUGCCGUGCUUGGUCUAA
Laccaria bicolor S238N-H82 is the source of this 2472-nucleotide messenger RNA. RefSeq lists its product as uncharacterized. The transcript has 4 exons. The coding region runs from base 1 to 2472 and encodes 823 amino acids. The record is from RefSeq and is a predicted model, not a curated record. NCBI's taxonomy places the organism in Eukaryota, Fungi, Basidiomycota, Agaricomycetes, Agaricales, Hydnangiaceae.